AUGCAAGGGGAAAGAAUCCUCAAAUCACUUCUAAACAGAGAGAUAGAUGGUCUUCAUGAGGAUACGAAGGUAAGUUGAUCAAACUUAGCUGUUUGCCAAAUUUAAGCUGCUGAGAAAUUAUGGUAGCUUAAUUGAGGACGCUUUGUAGCUCAGUUAGCGAAGAUACUUACGAUUUGUAAGGCUACUAACUUUCAAAAACGUUUCCUUGAAUAAAAAUUUAGUUCAUUUCAAAGCGAGCGUCUUGUUAGACUCUAGAUGUAGCUCCAAUUGCAAGAAUCGGGCGGAUCUACAUGAGCAGGUCAUAGAAUGAGUGUCACUUGAGAGCGAACCUCAACCUAAUAAAUUACACCUAUUUUAGACGUCUUUUUUGCCAAAGCCUCUUAUUUUUCUUAACUCCAUAUUUCAAAUGGGGUAGCCUUCACCCUUGAUAUGUUUUUUUUAAAAUAUUGUUUGGUGGAACUUGCAGAAUUAUCUUGCUCCACUGCAAUGUCCGCUAAAGAACAAAAAUGGCUGCCAAGCAGGAGGCAAAGCUACAGAGGAAACUGUGUCAAAGUACGCCGUGUUUUGUACCAAGUUCCUAAGGUGUGCUAUAGAAACCGUGAAAAAUGUGAAAGCCAAGGGAAAUGACCUUACUGAGGUCACAGAUGCCUUGAAACUAGGUAAGAUGAAGCAUGUGAACAUCUUUAGUUGUUGUUUGGGAGUAAGGUCUUUUCUGAGUUCCUAAAAUAAGCUUAAUGCUUACUCUUAAAAUGGGAUCAGCUUCAAAACCUUACUAAUGAAAAUGAGUUUUAUUUAACACACACACACACACACUUAACACACAUACUUUAUUAUUAUUAAUAAUCUACAUUUACAUAAAGUCCAUUUCCGCCCGCAAAUAGCAGGUGCUAGUCGAGGCAGGCGGAGAUAAUAGGUACAGCAGUCAGUAAUAAAUUACAAAUAAAUAGAUGAAUAAAUAAAUGAAUAAAUAACUAGAUAUAUAUAAAUGAAAUAAAGCUUAAACAUAAAUUAAAAACAUUUACAAAAUCACCUACUUGAAACUCGAAAAAUUAACUGCAACACUAAAUUAAGAUAUGUAUACUUUAUAAAUUAAACUCUGUAUUUGCUCGAUAGUUAGUUAUUUUUUGAAGCAGAAUGGGCGAUUCAACAUAACUGUCCUCGGCCUCUAAUAACAAAAAUAGCAUGUCAUUGAUAUGUCUUUUGAAAGCUCUCUUGGGGAGGUGACGAAGUUCAUCGCAUAUUGAGUUCCAAAGCUUAGCUCCGAACCUAGCAAAAGAACCAUGUUUUCCUUUUUGUUAGUUCAAUAACGACACAGCAGUCCAAUAAGUACACAACAGAUCAAUAACCACACCAGUAGUUCAAUGACUACACAUCAGUUCAUUGAGCGUAAACUACAUGCAGCUGCGGAAAGAAUAGCCACAAAUACGUUAGUUAUUUCUUAAUAAGAAUGCAUAGCAUUAAGUAAGUGAUAAAUACUCAUUUAGCUAUGGUACGAGAACUAAAUAGAUAAAUAGCUAUGUUACACUGUUAUUAAGUUCUAGUGAGCUCACUAAUAUAGACGGGAACAUAGAGUGAUGUUAUUUUUAAAAAAUUUUAGUCCGCUCAGAAGGUCUGUCAUUCUCAUCAGGGGCACAGUGAACAGACCUGGAAAGAGAGUCAGCACCGAAAGGGUAAAGCGAACUCGGUCCGGAGAAAACUUCAACUAAAUAACCCGACAACGCGCACGUUAAUAAAGCAGAAAAAAAUACAGUUAACCGUGGAUGAAAUCUUGUUUUUUGACUCUCUUUCCGCACGUUUCAAACCGUGGUACCACAGCUGGCCCCACGUGCUUGAGUUGACUACCAUCAAUCUAUGUUAUUUUUACCGUACAAGUACGGAACUUCCAACUUUCUUGCUAGUUUCAAACUUGAAAGGCAGCUGCUCGUUUCCUGACCAUAUUUCAAAAAUCUGCUUUCGAUAUGAUAAUGUCUGUGCAAAUAUAAGAGAUCAUAACAAUUGCAGGCGAUGCCUCAGCAAGGUACCAACAGCUUUCUUUCCAAAACGAAUUAGAAAUAAAGUUUCAAAUGCGUCUAACUCACCGCAGCUUGAAUAAAAACAACUGGUAGGAUGACCGCACUUUGUUUUCUUCACUCGAUGGCCUACGUCAUUUCAUAUCACGCGCAAUUUCUUCAAAUGUUAACCGGCAACCGCCGUGAACGUUCGCGCGCAACUUGAAGGAGUUACGUCACAGUAAUCCUAGUGUCCAAGUGAGGCCUUUUUCUCACUAGUCACUAGUUUAUGUCUUUAAAAAAUGUACAGCAUUGUUUUAGUUAACCAUUUCCAUUAUAGGCUAAGCCAAAAAAUACAUAAAUAAAUAAAUGUGAUGAAGGUGAUAUACAAACACACAAACAAUUAUUUAAAUAAUAACAAUAAUGAGUUAUGACGGGGUUUUACAACUAUGAUACCCCGCCCAUAAACAUCCCUAUCUGAUUUUAUAAGCAACCAAAAGGAUGCCUGUCGCACGAGUGCAAUGACCCUCUACAGCCGUGAACAAGCUGACAGAUCUGGCGCACAGCGGGCAGUUUAAGGGAAAGACAUGGUUGCCGUAUACCAGAAUAGCCCGGUAUAUGGAUUCAGUAUCUCAGUUUUCCUGGUUACCAAAACCAUGGUUCUGAUUCAGUCUCGAUUGGUUAAUAUAAAAAUUGCAGGAGGAGGAGAACCUGGUCUCGUGAUUAUGCUUUUCAUUAGCUUUAAUGAAAAGAUUACUAAUGUUAGUGGGAACAGUUAGACGAGAUGUCGAACAUUAUUGAGGAAACUGUUUCAACGUAUAACAUAUUUAAAGGAAGGAUUUUUGAGGAGGUAAAUAAAGGCACCGCAUAUGCUCUGGGUUCAGAAAAAUACAUCAACCGAAGGACACGUUUUUGUAGCACGAGGAUUUUUUGUAAAUGGGAUUUAGCAGCUUGACCCCAAGCAGCCAAGCCAUAGGAUAGGUAGGGUAGUAUCAAAGAGUGAUAAAUACUUAAUAGUGUGGUAAAAGGGACGAGGUGCCGAAGACAGGUAAUAACUCCAAUAAUUCUACUUAUUUUUAGUGCUACAUUGUCAAUGGGUGGUUUUCAUGCAGUCUCGGGAGACACAAAUAACAAUGGUGAAAUGAACAAAUGCUGGUGGACAAACAAAGCGAGCUAAUGAGCGAUCUUUUGUUUACCGUCCACCAGCAUGGCGGCGAUGACGUAACGUGAAAAUCACCUAUGUGGUAUUUCCAGCUCAAAUGACUAUCCAGUAAGACACCCAGAUAUUUUACAUGAUCCUUACACUCAAGGGAAGUAAGAAUGUGAUUACUAUUGUCAAACAUUAGAAUAUUGACCGAAUGGUCCAUCUUACGUUGGUGAGGACGAAAGUUAACAAAGUUUGAUUUUUUAGCGUUUAAUGUUAGCUUAUUUGCAUUGAGCCAAUCCUAGACUCUGACCAGUUCUUUAUCGACCAUUUUUUCAAGAGAAUUAAGAUUUUUGUCGGCAUUCAACAACUUUGUGUCAUCUGCAAAAAGGUAAAACGAAAAUUUCACUGAAGAAUAAAACUUUACAACCUACUUAUGGUAUGGGACUCCCAGGUACAUACAACACAUUUCACAGUGGAAAGAAAUAGCAUUUUCAACAUGGUGUGAGCAGGGCACAACAAAGUGCUAUCUGAUAAUCCAGAGCCAGUAUUGAGUAAGGCUUAAAUAUGGGUCAAAUAUAAGUUGUCCGAUAAGCACACCACAUUUGCUUUAAGUGUGAGAUUAAUAGAGGGCUAUAAAGUUACAUGUAACUUGCAAAUUGUUUUGUUCAUGUUUCAGUGGGGACACUUCUCAACAACACUUUAUCACUCCAUCAUGGAAACUACCUGAAGUUUUCUUCCCUCAGCAGAUCAGCUUGCUAA
Messenger RNA from Porites lobata, 3894 nucleotides. NCBI's taxonomy places the organism in Eukaryota, Metazoa, Cnidaria, Anthozoa, Scleractinia, Poritidae. The record is from the annotation of a GenBank genome assembly.